Molecule: messenger RNA, 2188 nt
Organism: Drosophila novamexicana
Lineage: Eukaryota; Metazoa; Arthropoda; Insecta; Diptera; Drosophilidae
Gene: nod
Product: kinesin-like protein Nod
Exons: 7
Coding region: 1-2142 (713 amino acids)
Biological process (GO): microtubule-based movement; mitotic spindle organization
Molecular function (GO): ATP binding; microtubule motor activity; microtubule binding
Source: RefSeq, a predicted model, not a curated record
AUGGAUUCACAGAAAAUAAAUUCUGUGCUUAUAGCGGUGCGUGAAGCGCCGUUUCGGACCACACUAAUUAGCAGCAAAAGCCCCGAUGAGAAAAGUAUAAUACACUAUCCGGAGAAUUGUCCAAAAGCCCUUUCUGUCAAUGGUAAUGUUUUUAGCUUUGAUUAUGUAUUCAACUCCACUGUGACACAGUCUGAGCUAUACGAUACGCUUGUUCAUCCGCUGGUCCUAAAGGUGUUAUCUGGAUAUGAUUGCACAGCAUUGGCCUAUGGUCAGACCGGCACUGGCAAAAGCUAUUCUAUGGGGAUGAGCGCAGAGAAACUGACAGAGGAACAUAUGGGUGUUGUACCAAGGUGCUUGCAAGACAUAUUGGACCAUACAUGCCUUGCAAAUCAAAAAGAGAACAAUCCUUUGCCGAAGCUUGUUUACGCUUCCUACAUAGAAAUAUAUAAUGAAAGGGCAUACGAUCUUCUUGCCCUCGACACGGAAAAGCCUUUGGCAUCGCGUGGACAGCGGUUCACGGGUGGCACAUGUAAGCCAUUGAGAAACCAACAGGACCUGCUACAUAUACUGAUGUUGGGCACUAAGAAUCGGCAUGUGCGUCCCACCAACAUGAACAAAAAUAGUUCUCGCUCCCAUGCCAUUGUCACCAUCCAUGUUCGACAAGGCCAAAGCCAUGCGCGCCUGAACAUCGUCGAUUUAGCUGGUUCCGAGGGUGUGCGUCGCACUGGUAACGAGGGCAUGGCACGUGCUGAGGGAGUCUAUAUAAAUAUGGGACUCUUGGGUAUAAAUAAAGUGCUGCUCUCCAUGUCUGCUGGGCACACAUUGAUACCCUAUCGAGACUCUAUACUAACAACUGUACUACAAGACUCUCUCAGUGCAGGUGCAUAUUUAACACUGCUGACUUGCAUAAGUCCACAUGCUUCUGAUCUGUCAGAAACGAUCUCCACGCUGCGCUUUGCUAAGAGUGCCAAACAAGUGAAGCUGUCCCCGCAACUGACUCAUCGGUUGCAGCAACUGCAGGAGCAAUUGCGUUCAGCCAAAAAGAAGUCCACCAACGCUACGAGACCGAGCUUACGGCGUGUACAGCCAAUCUCAAAAGUCAUCAAGCGGCCUUUGACUGCUCCCUCACAUGCAGCCACAAGAAAUAGUUUCUCUACGCCAGUCAAAAAUACAGAGGCAAAAAAAAAUUUACAGCGCCAUCACUCCGACAUGGGCUUGACACCUAAGGCCAAAGAAUGUGCACGUGCCUUGCUGGAGCUGCCAGUGGAUUUGAAUCCAGGCCCAAUUGGAUUAUUACCUGUGGUAGAACAGAGCAACUGCAGUCUGGAAGAGGUGAAAACAUCUACGGCGUUGCCAACUAUAAGUGACUAUAUAAAGCUUAAAAUGAAGUACGAUGCACUGCAGCAGCAACUUCACCCAAACGAGCUACAGGAGAAACAGGCUGCUGAGCGGCCUCCGUCAUUGUCACUGCUUAGUUACAGCGACUUCAACUCAGAGCUGUGCUCCAUAGCUGAAGAAAACGAUGAAAUCACUGUUCCGCGCUGUCAAUUCUUUAGCAGUAGUCCUGCCAGUUCCAAUCCGCGAGACCCUAGUCCAGUAAAUGUCAGCGGCAUUUCUCCACUGUCAUCCUCACCCAUUUUUAUGAGCAAACGCAAUACGGAACUAACAGCUGUUAGGCGCCGCUCAACACGUUUAAUGAGCCGACAACUGAACAUAGAAAUAUUUAAUAACUGCCAGGAGCAAACGCAGCGACGGCGCAGUAUGCGAAUUGCCUUACAAACGGAAUUGAAACCAUAUCCGGCUACUGAACAGCCAUCUAAAUCGCUCGUUAAAGUGCAUAAUAAAAAUAACACUGCUAACAAACUAGGUGGCCUAAGCGAGAUUAUUUCAGGGCAGCUUAGCAAUGGUUCUCAGAAUACACGCCUGCGCAAGCAUCGCUCCAAGCUAUUAGCGCUGGUGAACACUGCCAGCAUUAAGGAUCUGCAGGCAUUGCCUUGCAUUGGACCCAAGACAGCCUUUACGUUGAUCAUGCAACGCUCGAUAUUGGGGAACUUUAGAAACUGGCUGCAAGUGCAAAAACUGCCCAUUUGGAAAGGCAGUAGUUGGUCUCGGUUUGCGAAGGCAAAUUGCAUUGAGAUUUAAAAAUUAAAUUUAAUUUAGUGUUUAGAUACUAAGAGCGUGCUCUGAU